Sciurus carolinensis (gray squirrel) is the source of this 1865-nucleotide messenger RNA. RefSeq names its product ral guanine nucleotide dissociation stimulator-like. Lineage: Eukaryota; Metazoa; Chordata; Mammalia; Rodentia; Sciuridae. The coding region runs from base 645 to 1865 and encodes 406 amino acids. Gene Ontology annotation, biological process: signal transduction. The record is from RefSeq and is a predicted model, not a curated record. The transcript is spliced from 8 exons.
UGUUAUUUUAGAUUCUUUCUUUAGUGGGCAGGUGCUUGAAUCCUCUCCUUGGAGGUUUGCAGGCCUAAAGUCCAGAUGUGUCCGGAUGUUGACUUGAAGGAUAUCAGCUCCUAUAAGCCCUCAUCUUGGUGGUAGUUGUUCCUCCCCUGGAUGCAAAGCAAGAAAAUGCAGUUGGCCCUGUGUCCAUCCUCCUCCUUCCACAGACCCAGCAGCUGCAAAUCAAAACUAUCAGGAAAGAAAUUGUAUCCUGUGGACAUUUACUUGUCAUUGUUUCCUAGAUCAUACAGGGUUAUGGAGAAUUACAUUGAGAUUUUAUUGUAUUAGGUGUCAGAAACAUCAUGGGUAGAAGAUAUGGAAAUACUCUGUCAUUUUUAAAAGAGACUUGAGCAUGUGAGGACUGUGGUGUUCUCUGUGCACUUGGAACAGACCUCCUGUGUAUUUCCUGUGAUGUUUCUGAUUUCCAGACUUGAGAACCUUUAGGGCUUCACUGUGAGUCAGCCCCAUGGAAAUGCAGUAUGUGGGCAGUCAGAGGUGGUGUGUAGAACCUCAGUGAGGGCUUGAAAGACCACAUCCCACACCGCAACCAGGAGCAGAGAAGGGAGCCCUCUCCCCAUGUUGUGGGAACUUGAAGACAUGAUCAGGCCAUGGAGUCUCCUCAUUUGGGAAGGGGCUACUCAAAGAAAUCCUUGUUCCUGUUUUACCUUCUGCCACAGGAGGACACAAGAAGGUUUUCAGAUGGUGAAAAUGAUCUGUUUCCGAACACGGAUGAGCCCUGUGGGAUAGAGACGCUUGAAGGUAACAGAGAGGCAGAGCUCAUGAACCAGCUGGUGCCUGUCUUUUUUGGUAGGAACCCCGACUGGGGCAGCACCUUCAGGUCUAUUUACUCAGCUUUCAUCACCAGCCAGCAGGUGCUGGAGCUGCUCUUCCCAAGUGCCGUGCCCAUCAACCCGGGUACCUGGAUGGAGCAGUACAGCGAGGCUUUCCAUCAGCCUCCAGGCCUCAUGAUUCUCCAGCUGCUGCUGCCUUACCUUCAACUGUACAUGGGUGGCUUGAAUCUGGAGCGCCAAGCACACCACCUGCUGGCACAGCUGGAGGAUGGCAAGUCCAGCGAGGCAGAGCCUGAGUUCCAGGAGGCCCGGGCUACAGACUCACUUCCAAUGCCCACCCCAGGGCUAGAGACUCAUCAAGGAGCUGCUCUUGUGGCCAGUGAAGGAGCAGCACCAUCGCCAGAGGCAGAGCUCAAGUCCAGUACCCCCAAGGUCUCUGCUCCGAGCUCCACAGUACCUCUGUACAACCAGCGAGUGGGAGACAGCUGCUCCAUUCAUGUCCAUCUAGAAAAUCAAAGGCGAAUGGAGUAUAAGAACAUCGUGGUGACCUGCCAGGAUAGGGCACCCGCGGUCAUACGGAGGGCCUUACAAGAACACUUGCUCAAUGAGGAGGAUCCAGAGGACUUUGAGCUGCUUCAGAUUGUGUCGGAGCAUAAGAUGCUGAGGAUCCCUGCUGAUGGCAAUGUGUUUUAUGCCAUCAAUCCCCGCGUGGACUUUGAUUUUGUCCUCAGGAAAAGAGUCACCAGGAAGUGGGCCAACAGCAAAACAAAUGAGUUCUUGGAGUCCACUUCUUUGGUGACUCCCAGGAUACCACGAGCUGUGAGCAGCAGCUCUUCAGUGGCAGCCAGACCACUGCCCCAGGCCACUGAAAGCAAGGACUCCGGUACCAAUAGUGUCACCAACAGCAGUUCCCUACUGCCUCAUUACAACGAGCAGGCAGAAGACAGCAGCUUCGUACAGGUCCACCUGGAGGAGCAGACCAGGAGGGAUUCACAGCGCAUCCUGGUAAGCCUGCUGGCAGGGCUGCCUCCUGCAUGA